AUGUACAUGAUGACUUCGGCACAUCCGCUCUUCGGUGGAGCUUUCGCUGUUCUGCUAGUUGCUGGAAUAUUCCUUCAGUAUACAAUGUUUGCAUGUAUCGAGCACAAUGGAGCGCUCACUACACAAGUGCUGUCCAAUGUCAGAGCUGCUAUCCAGAUCUUCAUUGCGUACUUCCUCUCUCUCUACUUAUUCUACGACGUAUCGCCUGGAUUCCUAAACUAUGUCGGACUUUUCUGCACUGGAGGUGCUGCCUACUAUCUUUACAAGCAAAGGAACCCUGAUGCAAUCCCACAGAAGAACUCCUGGGCCAGUAAGGCGUAG
Messenger RNA from Strongylus vulgaris, 321 nucleotides. Lineage: Eukaryota; Metazoa; Nematoda; Chromadorea; Rhabditida; Strongylidae. The record is from the annotation of a GenBank genome assembly.